Molecule: messenger RNA, 2514 nt
Organism: Diaporthe citri
Lineage: Eukaryota; Fungi; Ascomycota; Sordariomycetes; Diaporthales; Diaporthaceae
Exons: 3
Coding region: 1-2514 (837 amino acids)
Source: RefSeq, a predicted model, not a curated record
AUGUCUGACCUUGAUUAUGCCAUGCGCGUCGUGCACGCCGUCCAAGAUUCGGCCGAACAGACCUACUCCGCACUGCAUCGCAUGAAGACCCCCCAGGCGGCGUUCGAAGAGAGGCAAGCAGCAGUCAACGUCAGCAUCGACCAAGCUCUAAAUAGCCAUCAUUCUGCGCAAAGCUGCGCAGAGGCAGACAGGUUCCGAGAGGAUAUUCUACGACACAGCGCCGAGUUGCAUCAGCUCCGCCAAGAUCACCAAGCAACUCUAGACGCGAAAAACAAGGACUUUGAACACCAGCGGCGACUCGCAAUCGAGGAUCUUUGCCGCCGCCUCAUCCAUGCGGUCGGCCCGGAUUUGAUUCAGAGUGCCAUCCGGAAUUUGACAAAGAAUCCAUCAGAUGCGACCAGCAGCAACCCCACACCAGCCAACCAACCUACACCACCUGCUACCGAGCCCGAGCCUGAGGUUGUGUGUCCUGCCGAACAUCCUGCCAGAUCGCCACCCGCAUCUCCCGAGAGACCUGUACGUGCUGACGCUAGUGCCUCGUCGAAGCGUAAGCGUACUAGAACUGAUACGGAACCCGAAUCGCAUGGACGGCGCAAACGGACUGCUCCAACCGGCAAGAAGAUAUCAGUCAUGUGGUUCGACGAGGUUUAUCAGGAAGGUCACGCCGAGACAAAACACAUCAUCGUCGAGCACCCCAAAGGCACUGACCAGUGGUAUAUAAUCCGUUGCCAGCACUGCCCUCGAGAUUUCAAAGACACCCCCUUGCGCACUGCUGGGUCUCAUCUCCACAGUUCAGAGCAUGGUUAUCAGCCUAGAGAUGCUACGCACAUUGUCGAAAAUUUCGGCAUUGCUGUUUUAGACUGCAACAAAGAACUUGCAGAGAAGAAUAAUGCCGUCGCUCGUCGUGCAUUCCGCAGACAAGAAAAGGAAGGGCCCCGUCCACCAGAUGACACAGCAGCCAGUGGCAGCAGGCAUGGUCGCCGAGGCGGAGGAGACAUUGUCAGUCCAACACCGGGUCAGAUUUAUCUCGGUUACUGGGUUAAGGCCAAGAGGAGCUGGCCUGUACUCUUACUACCAACCGCGAACCUGGAGGACGUCGGCGUGCCAGAGACCCUGGAGAGCUUGGGGCUGCUGGAAAAGCUGCCCCCGUGCUAUCGCUGUGACACGACGACAAGUACGCUUGAGUGGGAAGAGGGCUUCGAAGAUGGGGGAGCAAAAGUAGCACAGCGUUGGUUCCCUGUCAUGUUUUUCGACGACGGCAUGAAGUUCCCGUCUGAAAGCGAAGUCGCCUGGCUGGCAGCAAAAGACUUGGAUGUUUUGGACAUUGAGUCGACGGCCGCGUCUGACAUUCCUCACAUUCGAUCUGUUCGGGCGUACCUGAGAGCACGAGCUCAAACUUCGUCAGAGGCGGAUCCACCUAGUGAAAUGGACGUGCAUAAUGAUGCUAUCAGCCGGCGAAAUGACGAGACGCACCACACGCCCGAGGUGGACCAGAGCAAUUUACCUGAACCCAUUAUUGUCGAGCCGUGGACUACGCGAGUGAAAGCUGGACUCGUGCCAGUCGUCGACCAACGCAGUGAACCUAUACGCCCCCCUACCCUUGAGACAUGGACUGGGGCUGCGGGAAACAGCAAUGACAACCUACGCAGGAAUUCUUUCGACAUCAUCUCAAUCAGCAGCACACCAGCAUCUGAAUCGCACGAAACACAUUUCGACGAGGCAGCUGUUCCUUCGCCCAAUAAGCUAAACAUAACAACCUCGGCGCCCGACGCCGAUGUAGAGACCACCACAUCGACCGAUAUGAGCGUCAACAACCCAGACCCGGUGAACCAAGCUAACACAAUGGUUGAGGCCACGGUGGAGCCCCAUCAUUCGGUUCCCAACCUUUCAGCUGAACCUGCUGAGGUAUCCGAAUCUCGCGCUGACUAUUUGGCAAUCAUUGCCCAGAAUGGUCUCAAAAAGAAACUCGAGCUGUCCGACUCUAUACCGCCUGGCACUGUGAAACAGGUUGCACCACGAUGCACCACGUACGCAGAUUUCAACCGCCAACCUUCACGCGGCAACCCUGCCGGUGACACCACAACGAUUCCACCGCAAGCCGAAAUUUCUCGAACCCCCUUUAGAGUUCCGAAUCCGAAUUUUCAACAUCAAGGACCAAAUACGCCUCAGGUCGAGAACAGGUCUAACAACUCAGCGAUGCCUUCAGCCCAGUCACAACCACAGCCCCAGCCCGACACCUCACCUGCUCCAUAUCACCCCAACCUAAGGAUGGAGGUGGUCCGGGAGCAGUCUACAGUCCAGGGCCCGGAUCCGAGGCGCGCAGGCCAACACGUUUCGUCGCCCAGAUGGGGUAAUCAGGGCACGGCUCCUCAUGCAAAUCAUUAUGGUGUCUCUGGUGAUAACAGAACCUGGCUUGCUGGUAAUGGGGCCACUCAAUCCCAGGCGCCCUGCCAGGGAUUCCCCCAUCUUCACCUGUCAGGAAAUACUUGGAGAAGUAUCAACGGCAUCCGUUGA